This is a messenger RNA of Colletotrichum higginsianum IMI 349063, 2034 nucleotides long. RefSeq lists its product as uncharacterized. The record is from RefSeq and is a predicted model, not a curated record. Lineage: Eukaryota; Fungi; Ascomycota; Sordariomycetes; Glomerellales; Glomerellaceae. The transcript is spliced from 3 exons. The coding region runs from base 1 to 2034 and encodes 677 amino acids.
AUGAACGGCAACGUCAGCGGAUUCCGAGAAGUCGGCACCAACUUCCACUCGCCGCCGACGUUCCCCCACGCGCCGCAGCAGGGACAUCCGCCCUUCGAGCCGAAGCAAACGCCGGUGCCGGUGCCGGUGCCUGGUCAUCGGCACACGGCUCCUCCGCUUGUCACGUCAGACGUGCCUCAAGCGGCCACGCCGGCACCUCCUCCUCCUGCCAACGGCCAGGACCAGGACCAGGAUACGAAGCUCUUCACGGACGAUUAUGCGAAGCUCUGCGCCGCCAUCAAGGAUUGCGACACAAAGGCCCUCCAGCGCGCCGUCCGUGACAACUAUGAGAAAUGUCUCGUGGGGUCCGAGUACCAUUCGGCUUUCCUUAUGAACGUCGCCAUGCAUGGCGCAGACACCAAGAUCAUUCAGAGAAACCUUCGAGCCUUUGGCUCGAAAAUCAUCUUGGCGGGAAAGCACGAGUUGAUCGAUUGGAUGAGUCAAGCUGAUUUGGACGAGGUCGCUGAUAAGAUCAUCGCCAAGGCCAGCAACACUUUCCUCGACAAGGCCCUCGUGGUUCGCCUGCGCACCAUCGAGGCUCGCCGUCUCGUCAACGCCCUCGCGCGGGCGGAUCGUCUGGGCUACAACGCCGACGACAUUGUCGAGAACGAACAUGUCAUCCCGUCUCUGCAGGGCAACCCUUCUCAGCAACUGCAGCAACAACAGGUCUCCGCCCAGCCUCGAACGUCGAUGCAGUACGCCGCUUCGCCGUCUGGACAUGUUAAUCCGUCCAGCAUGAGGUGCCAGAAAUGCCAACAUGUGUUCUCGGAGCAGGCCGCUUUCGGUUAUCACAUCAGGAAGCAGAUAUGCACAAAGCCGGCGGCACCCUCUGGCUCCGGUGGAGACAGAUACCUCUGUCCUCACUGCGUACAAAAGUUCGGAAGCUUGACUGGCCUGCAGUACCACAUGCUGAACAAGGUGUGCGGCGACUUUGGUGAGGUCCGCAAGGAGCAGAUCUUGGCUACCCCCAAGCAGUCAAACAUGAUCCAGCCGACGGGCAGCCUCAACCCUCCCACCAAACGACCGGCGCCGGACAUGAACCCGACCUAUAUAUCCUCCAGCAGCAACAGCCCGGCGCCGCAACACUUCUCUGUUGCUCCGGCCGCGACGCCGACGCAGACGCAGACGCAGACGCAGACACCCCGCGCGGCCCCGUCGAGCACGCAGACGCCCGGCAGUCUGCAAGACAAGCCCCUCGGCAUGCCAGAGGCCAAGGACAUGACUCACCUGACGACGCAGCAAAUUGAGUCGUUGCGAGAGGAGCUGCGGGUGGCUGAGGAGACGUUCAAGCUCAAGAUCCUCGACACCAACAGACUGGGUGGAGACUCGGCCGAGGUCCAGAAGAAGCUGACGAGCCUGAAGAACUCGUACGCCUGCAAGCAGAGCACGAUCCGCAAGAGGUACGGAAUCAGGCUGCGGAAUCGACGCGGGCGUGAGGAGAUGGAACACGAACGCGUCCGGUUAGGCAUCCAAAAUGGCCUUACUCCCAGGGCGGACCGGGAGGAUACGAACACACCGAGCAGGGACGUCCACGCGGCCAAGCGGGCUCGCAUCAACGAAAACGGCGACGCGACCACGACGACACAGGCCUCGCGGCAGGGCACGCCGAUCGAGACGGUUGGCGUGACGGAGAUGGGCAACGGCCUUUCGGGGUCCAACGCGACGGCGGCGACGGAGGAUCCAACGUUGCGGCUGUCGCAGGCGGCCCCCCGCGCAUCGCAGGGAGAGCACAGCCGGCCGUCGUCGUCAUACCAGCAGGGCAACUAUCGCAUCGAGGUCCACGUGCCAAGCCCGUCCAAGGGGCCGAACGCGAACCUGGACCCGAACGCGAACCUGGACCCGAACGCGAACCCCGCGGCGGCGCCCAACGGCACACCGGGCGGCAAGACGAUCACGGCCGAGCAGUUGCUCCUGCAGCUGCGCGGGACCUCGGGCACCGCGGAAGACGAAGUGGAUAGCUCGUCGGACGAGUCGAGCACCGACGAAGGGGAAUGA